Saccostrea echinata is the source of this 1209-nucleotide messenger RNA. RefSeq lists its product as uncharacterized. The record is from RefSeq and is a predicted model, not a curated record. The coding region runs from base 1 to 1209 and encodes 402 amino acids. The transcript is spliced from 7 exons. NCBI's taxonomy places the organism in Eukaryota, Metazoa, Mollusca, Bivalvia, Ostreida, Ostreidae.
AUGGCGCAACAAAAAGCUAUUGCUGUUUUAUUUGGAGUUCUGGUAAAUUGUGCACUGGUUUCAGGUUUUUACUACGUCAUGAAUGAAAUGACGGCAUCAGCCGCCAAAUCGCACUGUGAAUCUCUUGGAUUGAGGCUGGCUGUUUUUGAGACUCAAGCUGAAUGGGAAGAGGCCAGGGCUUUUCUUAAUACCCACAAUUCAAAUUGGGGAAAGAACAAGAAUGUGUGGAUUGGGCUACAGAGAGAUGUUGCACAAUCAGGACUGGUGUACAAGUGGAUCGACGGAUCGACGCUAACUUGGGGUUCAUUUUACAAUAUUCCCUGGAAGGACGGUAGUACACCUGCGGAUGAUCCGACUAAAGCAUGCGUAAGAAUGGAAUGGGGUGCGAACCUCCAGUGGAAACAUCACGAUUGUGCCGCCACAGAGGACUUCUUGUGCGAGGGUUUUUUAAUGAAUCCUUCUAUCACGUCUGGUUGGUACGAUGCCAAAGCCGCUUGUGAAGGUAUGGGAAUGAAGCUCGCCUCUCUGAAAAUUGACGAAAUCCAUCAGGCAGCCGGAAAAUACGUGGCAAUCACAUUUCAAAAUGCAGGGUCUUCUGGUGAUGUCUGGCAUGGUCUGUAUAAGACUACCAGUAGUUCGUUUACGUUUGAGGAUGGAACGGCUUGUACAUCCGGAUCGUUUGGAUGUACCGGUCAUACGUAUCCUUGGCGAUCAUCAGAACCUGAUUCUUCUGCAGAGUGUAUUCGCUUAAAAUAUGUUAGCUUUGGGCAGUAUGAGUGGGCGGACAAUGGAUGUAGCAACCGAUGGAAGUAUUUAUGUCAGGCCCAGUUUACACCGAUCACCACCACAACAACUACCACGACGACAACGACCACAACAACCACGACAAUACCACCAACCACCACAACAACACUCCCAGAGACAACUACCAAACCGUGGUGGUUCGUGGAAUACAGCGCAGACGGAAAAGCAAUCGGCGCGAAUGGAAAGACAUUUGACGAGUCCAAACCACCGGCUAGAUUCGGCAUUAUUGGUCUCGCCAUAGGGUUUUCCACAUUCAUUGUUUUAAUGACCAUAGUUUGCUGUUUGUGGUUUUGUUGUAUGAGGAAUAGAGACGAUUAUCGAUUUGUGGAGGAGGAAGAGGAGGAGAAACCUAAAGCAAUAGCACCUCUCAAUCAGAAACCACACGGGAUCAAGUAUAUUGCCUAA